Messenger RNA from Aureococcus anophagefferens, 480 nucleotides. RefSeq lists its product as hypothetical. The record is from RefSeq and is a predicted model, not a curated record. Gene Ontology annotation, molecular function: histone H3K36 methyltransferase activity; protein binding. Gene Ontology annotation, biological process: regulation of DNA-templated transcription. The transcript has a single exon. Lineage: Eukaryota; Pelagophyceae; Pelagomonadales; Pelagomonadaceae. Gene Ontology annotation, cellular component: nucleus; chromatin. The annotation marks the transcript as partial.
AUCGAGUGCAACCCCGCGACCUGCCCCAUGGGCGACAAGUGCCAGAACCGGUGCUUCGCGGCCAAGCUCGGCAGCAAGGUCUCCGUCGAGAAGGCGGACCAGUGCGGCUGGGGCCUCUUCGCCGGCGAGCCCAUCGCCAAGCGCGCGUUCGUCGUCGAGGCGCUCGGCGAGCUCAUCAGCGAGGAGGAGGCCCAGGAGCGCCUCGCGACGGCGCGCGCCAACGGCGACGAGGACUACUACAUGCUCGCGGCGUCGGACGCCGCGACCAAGGGCCUCGUCAUCGACGCGACGCGCAAGGGCAACGAGGCGCGCUUCGCGAACCACAGCUGCGACCCGAGCUGCCGCCUCGAGAAGUGGCGCUGCGGGAGCCAGGACCGCUACGGCAUCUUCGCCCUGCGGUCCGUCAAGCCGGGCGAGCAGCUCACGUACGACUACCGCUGGGCGAGCUUCGAGCGGUGCUACUGCGGCGCGGCCAACUGC